GCAGAGGAGCGGGAUACGGUUCACUGUGCGUCGCAUUAAAAAGGAACAAUUAGAGGAAAAUGAGUUGUGUUACGUCGCUUUGGGCGCAUGUUUUUAUGACAACACAUCUACUCUUCGUGAUGGGAUGCGUUGCACAAAAAGUGUACUUUGACUGUGGUGCCAAGGUGGACGUGGUGGACGUCCAAGGACUCAUUCUGUCCCCUGGCUUCCCCAACAACUACUCCUCUGGGACACACUGCGUUUGGCAGUUCUUUGUGCCUGUUGAUUACCAGCUUAUUCUGGAGAUAUUUGACUUUGAUGUGUUUGAAAGCCAUGACUUCGCUGCACAGUACUCUGCUAUCUCUAAUUUUGAAGAGUCAGACGAAGAGGUGAUUUUCACUCCUGGCAUCUUAGCGGCAGAUGAAACUUCAUCAGCAGCUAAAGAUCCCAUGUUUCAGAGUGUCGGGGACGUCACAAAGACUCAGCAGACUUCCCAAGAUGGUGAGGUCAAGCAAGUAGUGGUCCAGGAACAGUCCACAAAGAUGGAGAUUGCCAAAGUCUCAAAUUCUGCCAAAAGAUCUGCGGAUGCCUCCUCUGGCCUGUCUUCGCCACCUCCUCCCUCUCUCCUGCUCCUACCUGGGACUGUGACUUCAGGAGACAUGGCUGCCUCUUCGUCUCACCUCAGGGGAGACCUCACCCCCAGUUCUGACCCAAGCACAGUUGUGGAGGAGACCACCCUUGCCUCGCCACAUUCCUCUGACACUCCAGCUAUGAGCCUGGAACCCCAGCACUCGGUGCUUGACGCCUGCCCCCACGAUGUCCUCUACAUCUCAGACCUCAUCACCUUCUCCUCCAGGUUCUGUGGGUCCAACCGGCCUCCCAGCAGCCAGCUGGUUUUCGGCUCCAGCCAGGAGAUGGUGGAGGUCAUCAUGGAGCUCAUCACCACCACCCACUGGGGCCGUGGCUUCGCUCUUCUCUUCCACUACCACAACCUGACCGAGCCAGGGGGGGACCGCCGUGCUGCUGCUCCCACAGCCAGCAAGGUUGAUUCUUUGCUGGCUGCUGUGAGCGGAGCUGCCUUCUUUGCAAUGAUACUGACAAGUGCCCUCUGCGUCGUUUUCAGACCCAAACUGUGUCCGAAAAGAGCCAGCUCCUGUGCGUCCAGCAACUCUGAGGUGCCAGUGGGAGUCCAGAACACCGGGGCUGAGGUCAGCGAGCUGCAGCUGAUUGCUGAGAAUCAGACCGACCUGGAAGUGACCAUAGAGCAGGACAACAACAACGACAGCCCGCGGCACACAGUCAGUGCUGGCGGUGACAUUUCCCAGAGUGCAGAGGUGGACCUCUCCUGCAGCGGUUUGACUGAACUCGACCUUGGUGCGGAUGAGGUUUUCAUUGUAUCUUCAGCCUCUAGCCCGAGCAGCCUACCCUUCUCACCUCACACACAGCGGGAGAGGUUUCUGCGGCACAGUGACACGGGUCCCAGCCCUGCAGGUGACUGGCACUCACCAGACUCCACCUCACCAAACGGCACCAGGUCCUCCAAGGACGGCAGCGGUGGCUGUGCCAGACCGAGAGCGUGGAGCGUACGCACCUUCCAGGACUUCCUCCCUCCUCUGCCGCAGCUGCACAAGAAGUGGUGCAGCUGGAACUCCAACAGUCCCUUCACCAAGCUGGUGGACAGCACUCCAUCCAGUUUGGUAGCUGACUGCAAAGGGGACCACGGCAGGAUUGUCUUCUCCGAUGUUCAACUGGACGCUAAGGCAGACAACAGCACCAUCUCUGACUCAUCCAUCAGCAAUGCCUCCUACCCGCUUUCACAGCCCGCCCAGAGGCAGCGGCGCCUCAACUCCAUCAGCAACUUGCGGCGCUCGCGCUUCACUGGGCCUUGCUUUGGCUUGCUUUCUGGGACGGCAGACCCAACAAAGGCAUCCGGGGUUCCUCAUGCCCAGGGAUCCCCCUCAGAGCCAAGCUCUGUCUCUUCGUCCUCCACCCAGAGUCAGAUCGAGAGCGGCCAGGCCGCAAAGAGGUGCGAGUUCCAAGGCGAGGCUGACCACAUCAGCGUGCCGGUGUUUGCCAUCUCUGAGGAGGAGGACCGGCAGCCUCUGGUCUCAGCUGAGCACCUGGAGCAGACCUCCGCCGUGCUGAAUGGAUUGGUCAAGGGGACAUAUGAGGGGAAUGGGCCUGCCAGCCUCAGCUCCCAAAGGGCCAGACCAGAGUGGAGGCCAUGGGGAAGCCAGGUGUCAGGAGGAGUUGGUGCACUCCCUUCCAACACACUCGCCACCAUGAGCGAGUCCGGCACAGUCAAUGACAGCCAGCCGUCUUUCAGUCAGUCCACAGUGCUGUGCAGUGUGAUCAACCACAUGUGAUCAGACGGGCUUUACGUUGGUGACAAGAGCAGGGACUCUGGUGGGCCACGUCCGCAUCUCUGAACUCUGUUAGUGCCACUUUGUGAAACAUAUAUAACCUACUUUUACAACAUGAUAACUACAUAUACUGUAGCCUGUCUUCUCACUCUAGUUGUUUUCUAUUUUUAUAAAUUGUGUUUGUACAAAGAUGGAAUAUUAUGCUGCUUACUGUGCCAAGGCAAUGACUGCUGUGGCAAUAUGUCUAAAAAAAAUCAUUAUUGAUUGCAAACAUGAUCAAAAAAGUAUUUUCUUAUUGAGUACUCCAGAACCCCUCAACUCGUAGGAGCACCUUAGAACCGGUUUGAUGCUAUUCAGUGAGUUCUAAUACUCCAACCAUUGCACUUUGCUUUCAGUAGCUCAUUCAUGUUGAGCCAGCUUCUGCUUUCUCCUUAAUGUGGUUAUUACUUUCAACACAAGCUUAUACAAUGACUUAUUACCCAGAAGUGUUCUGCAGAGCACGUAGAACGCACAUUAAUAUAAAUGUUGCAACAGUGUGCUGACUGUACUGUUGAGGCUUAUACUGGAUUAUAAAAGGGAAAUCAAAAUAAAGUAAACGCAUAUAGAGUACUAAUAUGUAGUAUAAAGAGAACUAGAAAUCACAAUAGUAUUUAAAAUGAGUUAUGAAUUAAUGUAAAGUUUUAAUAAAGGCUAUGUCAUUCA
Cottoperca gobio is the source of this 3044-nucleotide messenger RNA. RefSeq lists its product as uncharacterized. The record is from RefSeq and is a predicted model, not a curated record. Bases 60 to 2345 code for a protein of 761 amino acids. The transcript is spliced from 7 exons. NCBI's taxonomy places the organism in Eukaryota, Metazoa, Chordata, Actinopteri, Perciformes, Bovichtidae.